Cynara cardunculus var. scolymus (artichoke) is the source of this 2145-nucleotide messenger RNA. RefSeq names its product nucleobase-ascorbate transporter 12-like. The record is from RefSeq and is a predicted model, not a curated record. NCBI's taxonomy places the organism in Eukaryota, Viridiplantae, Streptophyta, Magnoliopsida, Asterales, Asteraceae. Bases 1 to 2145 code for a protein of 714 amino acids. The transcript is spliced from 10 exons. Gene Ontology annotation, cellular component: plasma membrane. Gene Ontology annotation, molecular function: transmembrane transporter activity. Gene Ontology annotation, biological process: transmembrane transport.
AUGGCACACAACUCCGGCACCACCAAACGUCCACAAACACCUGCUUCAGAUUCUGAUGUUCCGUCGUCACCUGCAAUUCCCCCGUCAUCCUGGGCCAAACGCACCGGCUUCCGCCCUAGGUUUUCCGGCGAGACCAAUGCUAGUGAUUCUGGUCAGUUUGCCAGGACGAAUAACCCCUCUCCCGCUUCCACCCCCUCUCCUGCUCCACUUGAUCUUGAAGCUGGUCGUGUACGCCCAAUUUCUGCCGUGAACGGCACGGCGCCAACGCCGCAGCCGGCUAAUGCACAGGUGCAGCUGCAAUCUAACAAGGAUCAGUCGGUGGAGAAAAGGACAGAGGCGGAGGGCAGUCCUGCACCGGUACCGCCGAAGCAUGGUGUUAAUGGACAUGCGAGAAUUGCUGCUGCGACUGAGACGCCGGCGCCGGCCCCCCCUCAGCCGAGUAGGAGGGCAGUGAGGAAUGGGGAUGUCGAAAAUGUGUUGCCACAAGUGGUUGAUGAUGAAUUGGUGUCUCGUCAUUCGCAUAUGAAGUAUCGGCUUAGAGACACACCUGGCCUUGUUCCAGUUGGGUUCUAUGGAUUCCAGCAUUAUCUUUCAAUGCUGGGUUCAUUGGUUCUAAUUCCGCUUGUUAUUGUUCCAGCAAUGGGUGGCGACCAUGAGGAUACAUCGAUUGUGAUCUCGACGGUGCUAUUUGUGUCGGGAAUUACAACACUUCUACAUGUCAACUUGGGAUCAAGAUUGCCCCUCAUACAAGGUCCAUCUUUCGUCUUUCUUGCUCCCGUGCUUGCAAUAAUAAAAUCCCCCGAGUUCCUUGGACUGAAUGGAAAUAGUUUCAAGCAUAUAAUGAAGGAACUACAGGGGGCCAUUAUUAUUGCAUCAGCUUUUCAAGCAUUAUUGGGAUACAGUGGACUGAUGACUCUACUCUUGAGGUUAAUUAAUCCAGUGGUUGUGUCCCCAACUAUUGCUGCUGUUGGACUUUCUUUCUACAGUUAUGGUUUCCCACAGCUUGGUGCAUGUCUUGAGAUCGGCAUUGUGCAGAUUUUAGUUGUUAUUAUAUUUUCUCUUUACUUUCGUAAAGUUUCCUUGUUUGGGCACCGUGUAUUUCAGAUUUAUGCUGUACCAUUGGGUAUGGCUAUAACAUGGGCCUUGGCUUUCCUUCUGACUGAAGCAGGGGCCUACAACUAUAAGGGCUGUGAUGUGAAUAUACCGACCUCAAAUAUGAUAUCUGAUCACUGCAGAAAACAUGUUGCCAGGAUGAAAAGUUGUCGGGCUGAUACCUCCCAUGGUUUGGAGUCUUCUCCAUGGUUCAGAUUUCCUUACCCGUUACAAUGGGGCACACCCGUUUUCAACUGGAAAAUGACGAUUGUAAUGUGUGUGGUGUCUGUUAUUUCUUCGGUGGAUUCGGUUGGUUCAUAUCAUGCAUCAUCGGCGUUGGUGGCAUCUAGACCCCCGACACCAGGUGUUGUAAGCCGUGGGAUUGGUCUUGAAGGUCUGUCUAGCAUCAUGGCUGGUCUCUGGGGUACAGGAACAGGCUCAACCACUCUCACUGAAAAUGUGCACACAAUUGCUGUCACCAAAAUGGGCAGCCGAAGAGCUGUUGAGUUGGGAGCCUGUGUUCUAAUUAUAUUAUCCCUCGUGGGUAAAGUAGGAGGGUUUAUAGCAUCAAUCCCGCAAGUAAUGGUUGCAGGCUUGCUUUGCAUUAUGUGGGCGAUGCUCGCAGCAUUAGGAUUGUCAAAUUUACGUUACAGCGAGGCUGGAAGCUCAAGGAACAUAAUCAUCAUCGGGUUUUCUUUGUUUUUCUCCCUUUCUGUACCAGCCUACUUUCAGCAAUACGGUCUCUUGCCAAAUUCCAACUUUCCUGUUCCAAGUUACUUCCAGCCUUACAUUGUCGCCUCUCAUGGCCCGUUUCGCUCCCAAUACAAAGGGCUAAAUUAUGUGAUGAACACCUUGUUCUCACUUCACAUGGUGAUAGCGUUCCUAGUGGCAGUAAUUUUGGACAACACGGUCCCCGGAAGUCGGCAAGAACGAGGGGUAUACGUGUGGUCCGAACCGGAGGCGGCUCGAAGGGAGGCUGGCGUGGUUAAAGACUAUGGGCUUCCAUUCAGAGUUCGAAAAGUUUUCCAAUGGGUGAGAUGGGUAGGGCUUUAG